AUGCCUUACGUCAUUUGUGUCGAAUGCUCAGCGAGUGUCGCAGAAGAUUUGAUUGAUAAACACGUGAGAUCAGGUUGCAAGACCGGGGUAGAUACCAAACCCAAUACUCCGAAAUCCAAACCCGCUCCGUCCCAAGCCAAACCCAGCGCGCACAAAGAGAACUCUAGUUCGCUCGCACCCAUAUUCAAAUCCAAACGAACAGCUUCUUCACCACCUCCUCCUCAAACGGAUGGACCCGAACGCGACAAUGAGCCCCCGACUCCUACGCCAAAGCGGGCCAAGACUUCGAAGCAGCAUUUGACAGACGCGGCGCCGCUCGCGGAAAGAAUGAGACCAAAAUCGUUGGAUGAGUUGGUCGGGCAGGAACAUCUCGUCGGGAAGGGAAGUUUGUUGCGGGGUUUGAUGGAGUCUGGAACAACGGGGAGCAUGAUACUUUGGGGUCCUCCUGGUAGUGGAAAGACGACUAUUGCGCGAAUGCUUGCGUCCCAUACGGAUGCGACGUUUACUGAGCUAUCGGCUACGUCUUCUGGUACAGCCGAUGUCAGAGCCAUUUUCGAGGCGGCCAAAGCAGGGUUGAAAUUAUCCGGGCGAAGAACAAUGUUGUUCAUGGAUGAGAUUCAACGGUUCAACAAGGCUCAGCAGGAUAUAUUCUUGCCUUAUGUGGAAAAUGGGUGGAUCCAGUUGGUAGGAGCUACAACGGAGAACCCAAGUUUCAAGUUGAACGGUGCUUUACUGAGCCGAUGUCGAGUAUUCGUACUCGAAAAACUAACAGACGAACAAAUCGAAACUAUCCUAAAGCAAGCACUUUACCGGCUAGAGCCUACAAUACCACAUGCAACAUUACCCCAAAUCCCAAAUUCUCCCCCAAGCUCAUCCAACUCUACAGCCGCGUCUCCAGACCCAAAUGAAACCUCCACCAUCACAUGGCCUUCCCACCCCCAGGCGACACCCAGAAUCUUGGCCUCGAUCUCGUCUCUCGCAGCGGGGGACGCGCGAACAGCACUAAGCCUGCUCGAACUGGUCCUCAGCGCCCCUCUGACCAUCGACGAAGAGAAGCUGUUGGAAAGCCUCAGGCGGAGUGUGUCGUCCAGGUACGACAGGUCCGGAGACGAUCGGUACGAUAUGAUCAGCGCGUUGCAUAAGAGUAUUAGAGGGAGCGACGGGAGCGCGGCGAUGUACUGGCUCGCGAGGAUGUUGACGGCUGGGGAAGACCCGUUGUAUAUCGCGCGGAGGUUGAUUGUGGUCGCGAGCGAAGAUGUAGGGUUGGCCGACAACUCGGCGUUGCCCUUGGCAAUCGCAACCUACUCGGCAUGUCAGACCAUCGGUAUGCCCGAGUGUAGAAUCAACCUCGCACACUGCGUCGCGUUUUUAGCCGAAGCACCCAAGUCGACUCGGAGUUACGAAGCGUACAAAAAGGUAGCGGAAGAGGCGGCGCAGGAUUCUACGAUACCUGUUCCGAUGAACAUUCGCAAUGCGCCAACGGGUCUGAUGAAAGAGCUCGGGUACGGAGAAGGGUACUUGUACAACCCAGCAUUUGCGUAUGCAUCCUGUGCACAACGAAUUCCUCCCGAUCGAGUUUCAAGGCCGUGUGUUCCUCCCCCAGCGGGAGAUACGAGCGAGAAGAUAUGGGACGAGCGACUGUUGAUGAAGUGGGAGAUGAGGGGGAAUGGAGGAAAAGAGUGGGAGGGGCGCAAGCUCCAGAGUCGAGAGGGCAAGCCCAGCGAGCAAGCCGAGAUGAAAUACGAGUGGUCUUGUUAG
Rhizoctonia solani is the source of this 1758-nucleotide messenger RNA. Its product is annotated as ATPase. The transcript has 9 exons. Gene Ontology annotation, molecular function: DNA binding; enzyme activator activity; single-stranded DNA helicase activity. Bases 1 to 1758 code for a protein of 585 amino acids. NCBI's taxonomy places the organism in Eukaryota, Fungi, Basidiomycota, Agaricomycetes, Cantharellales, Ceratobasidiaceae. Gene Ontology annotation, biological process: regulation of DNA repair; DNA-templated DNA replication. Gene Ontology annotation, cellular component: nucleus. The record is from RefSeq and is a predicted model, not a curated record.